UCCUGAAUCCAAGCCGUUCUAGUUGUCAUCAACGCAUAUUUAUGUACAAUGAAUCUAUAACUUUUAGUUUAUGCUAGUUAGUGGACUGUUAUGUCAAAAUCUUCCGAAAUAUAAGGCAUUCUCGUUUGUUUAGUUUAUACACCUGGAAGGAUAAAACAGUGUAACAGCUAAAUGGUUCCUUCCAACACGAUAACGUUCCCUGAGUUUGUUAUUUUAAUUUUUUGAAAAUAUGAAUUUCGUUUGAGACAACUUUGCAGGUUCUAUUUAUUCAAAUAUGCAAUACAAAUUAAUCACAUUAAUGAAUUCGUUCUGUGUAGACGCAAAAAAAUAGUGAAUAGUAUUCAGAAAGCGACAGUGACUUCAACUCAGAAAUACUCUACCGGGUGCCUAAAAGUUGGCAGCUAUUGCUAGGAUGAACUUAAUCGUAAUACUUUUUUUGAUGCCAUAUCUAAAUACGGGAUAACAUAACGUAUAUCAGACGAACUGUGUUUGUAUUUCUUCACUUGGAACCACUGCCCUGUUUGUCCUUUGUCUUUACACGGACGGUUUACGCGUCCAACGUUGGUGAAGUCGUUGAAACGUGCUAUUAACGUUUUAACAAGCAGAGAAAUAAACGGCGACGACAUCAGCGCUCUGCUCGUAACUGCGCACCCGGAUGAUGAAUGUAUGUUCUUCGCGCCAACGAUCAUACGACUGGUUGAAUUAAAAGCCAACGUUCAUUUGCUGUGUUUAUCUGAAGGAAACUACUACAAUCAAGGAGCACAGCGCAGACAAGAACUUCUCAACAGCUGUGCCGUGUUGGGGAUACCAGACUGCAGAAUCACCAUAGUGGACCAUAAAAAACUUCCAGAUGAUCCCAAAGCAGAAUGGAGCGUCUCACUGGUCUCCUCUGUAAUUGUGCACCACAUGAGAGCUCACUCCUUCAACAUGGUGCUGACCUUCGAUGAGAGCGGCGUGAGCAGCCAUGCCAAUCACACGGCCAUCCAUAAAGCUCUCCGCCAUCUCGCUUUCUCCGGACAAGUCCCCAAUGGUAGACGUUGGACAGAGAGAGAGAAGACAACAGGCUACAGAAGACUCGGGUUAUGGACCGCACCCGCAUUAAAGUUUGAGAUGACAGCACGAAAAGAAACAGGCACAGCAGGCCGGAGCGACUGCUGUUUGCUCUCCCUGGUGACCGUUGGCCCCCUCAGGAAGUACAUCUCCUUCCUGGAGCUUCCCUUCAGCUGGCUGCAGCCCGCAUGCCUGCGCUGCAUUAUAGGCUCACAGGGCUACAGGCGAGCCAAAGACGCCAUGUUCUGUCACCGGUCUCAACUCCUGUGGUUCCGUUACCUCUACAUCACCUUCUCUCGCUACAUGUUCGUCAACACGUUCCAAACUAUUCCACAAGGACCAAAGAACCUGAAGAUGUAUUGAGUUUUCACCACGUUACUGCAGGUGUUCUGCUCCUUGAUUACUGUGCAAGGAGUACAAGUAGCCUGAAUAUCUUUUGUGAAGCACUUUCCGUAAACCAACGCUGACCCAAAUCAAUCAAUCAAAAAAAAUGAUUUUGCGUUUAUUGCUACAGAAACGUCUUUAAUGUCUUUACACUGUAUAGAAACAACUCCAGGGCUUGAAUGAGUUAAGGCUUUUUUUUUACAAUAUGUUAAAAAUACUCUAAAGCAUUUCUGUUGAUUCAUAAAAAAGGAUUGAUUCUCCCA
Molecule: messenger RNA, 1697 nt
Organism: Gasterosteus aculeatus aculeatus (three-spined stickleback)
Lineage: Eukaryota; Metazoa; Chordata; Actinopteri; Perciformes; Gasterosteidae
Source: RefSeq, a predicted model, not a curated record